UGCAUAUACAGCAACAUAAAGUUGCGUUGGAGAAACCUAGCUAGCUUGUUCAUAGUUUCAAAGCAAAACAAUCAAACGUUACGUUGCAUCAUUAUCAUGGGACGUUGGAUGAAGCCCGAGAUAUAUCCUCUUCUGGCUCCGAUGGCAUUCGUGGUUGGUCUGUGUACUUUCCAGCUAACCAGAAACUUGUUUAUGAAUCCUGAUGUCAGGGUGAAUAAAGCUCACCGUGCCACGGCGGUGCUGGAGAACCGGGAGGAGGGGGAAAAGUAUGCGGAGCAUGGGUUCCGUCAAUUCCUCCGUACUCGCCCGCCGGAAGUCAUGCCGGCGAUCAACCGUUUCUUCUCCGACAGAGAUUGAUCCAAUAUAUACACAUCAGCAUCUUGUUCCCCCAGUUGCGACCAAAUCAUAUAUACAAUCAUGCGAAUUUAUUUCCAUUUAAUUUUUAAUUACUGUGAUUUGCUUGGAAA
This is a messenger RNA of Ipomoea nil (Japanese morning glory), 467 nucleotides long. RefSeq lists its product as uncharacterized. The record is from RefSeq and is a predicted model, not a curated record. The coding region runs from base 97 to 357 and encodes 86 amino acids. The transcript has 3 exons. Lineage: Eukaryota; Viridiplantae; Streptophyta; Magnoliopsida; Solanales; Convolvulaceae.